AUGGCUCAAGUCCCGGCCGUCAGCUUCGGCGCCGAACUAAAAGAUGGCUAUAAACCCGUCGACAACUGGGUCAGUCUCGGAAUCACCUGGCUCACCGAAAUCCAAGAAUUCUACGAAGAACGGUCCGCGAUUGAAAAAGAGUACAGUCAGAAGUUGACGGCGUUGGCGAAGAAAUACUAUGACAAGAAAGCGAAGAAAUCGAGCAGCUUAAGCGUUGGUGACACGCCUGCCCUAACUCCGGGCUCGUUGGAAUCGGCUUCGCUCACAACUUGGACAACUCAACUGUCCACGCUGGAACAGCGCGCCAAUGAGCACGGCAAGUUUGCGCAGGAUCUCAUGAGCCAGGUGGCCACGCCUUUGGAGUAUAAUGCGCGGAAACUGGAGGACUUGAGGAAGAGUCACGCAGAAUACCAACUGAAACUGCUCAAGGAGCGGGACUCAUCAUAUGGCGAUUUGAAGAAGUUGAAGGCUAAAUACGACACAGUCUGUCAAGAAGUCGAGAACCGAAGGAGGAAGGCCGAAUCGUCUUUUGAAAAGGGCAAAGCUCAGAGUGCGUACAACCAGCAACUGGCGGAAAUGAACAACGUCAAAAACACCUACCUGAUCGGCAUCAACGUGACGAACAAGUUAAAGGAAUGUUACUAUCACGAGUACGUCCCCGAACUUCUGGAUUCGCUGCAGGACUUGAAUGAGACGCGUGUUGCGAAGGUCAACAAUCUGUGGCUGCUUGCCUCGGCGCUGGAGACGAACACCUUGAAACGAAGCACCGAACACAUGGCCCACCUCUCUGCAGAGAUCCCUAGGAAUGAUCCCAGGCUCGACAGCAAUAUGUUUGUACGGCACAACGCUGUACAAUGGCAGGAACCUCCUAAUAUGGUGUUUGAACCAUCUCCGGUCUGGCUCGAUGCCGACAACAUGGUGACGGACGAAACCUCCAAAAUCUUCCUUCGCAAUAUCCUCCAGAAGAGUAAGCCCUUGGUGGAUCAGCUCAAAACUGCAUCAUCGCAGAAGAGGCGAGAAUUAGAAAACGUGAAAAAGCUUCGCGAAAAUAUCCGAGCCGGGAAAGAUCGACGGGACGAAGUGGAUUGUGUCCGGUCACAGUUCGCGGUGCAAGAAGACCUACAUGCCAUAGAUCGUCAGCGACUGACCGCUGAAGUCGAAACGUCGACAAUCACGUCGGUAGUUGGCGAUCUUAGUAUGUACGGAAAGAGCCACGCCUUCAAAUCCGAAACUUUUAAGAUUCCCACGAACUGCGAUUUGUGCGGGGGUCGUAUUUGGGGCCUCAGCGCCAAAGGCUUCAUUUGUACCGAUUGCGGAUUUACAUGCCACAGUAAAUGUCACAUGAAAGUCCCCGCCGACUGCCCCGGCGAGCAGACGAAGGAGGAGAAGAAGAAGCUGAAGGCUGAACGGCAAGCUGCGGCAAUAGCAGCGACAGAAGCACCGGCCGCAAAUGGCGUCAGCUCUCCUCCGUCCUUGACACGACAAGAUACCAUGAGCAGCCUCUCGUCUGGCUAUGCUGCCAGUGCGACGAGAUCGGCUCCAGGCAACAUUCCUCGAUCAAGUGGUCAAGACGAUAGUACAACCGCGGGUGCUGGGUCGACGGCAAGACGAAACCGUAUCGUGGCUCCACCUCCUGCCACGUUCGUCAGUGGUACGGACGGCUUAGGUGCGAACGGGAGCGGCCAGCCACGGGCAAAGAUGAUGUAUGGAUACGAGGCUAGGGAUGAAAGUGAGGUAUCCCUCUCCGAAGGGACAGAGGUGAGGGUAUUAGAACCAGACGCAGAUGGCGGAUGGACCAAGGUAGAUGCCGGUUUCGGCAAAGAAGGCUUCGUGCCUACAGCCUAUCUGGAAGAUCUUCCCUCGGCGGCGACCACACCAGCGCACGAGCGACCACCAUCGUUGACAUCGACUUCGAGUACAUCGCUGGCCUCGUCGAUUCUUGCCGGUGGUACGAGGAAGAAGCAAGGCCCGGCGGUGGCUCCCAAGCGUGGGGCGAAGAAGUUGAAGUACGUUCAAGCUUUGUACCAGUACACCGCACAAAGCGAUGCCGAGUUCGACAUGGCCGAAGGUGAAAGAUUUGUGCUCGUCAGUAUGGGCACGGGAGAUGGCUGGGCCGACGUGGAGAAGAAUGGGGAGACGCGAUGCGUCCCUGCGAAUUACAUCCAGGAGAUCUGA
Messenger RNA from Capronia coronata CBS 617.96, 2175 nucleotides. RefSeq lists its product as uncharacterized. Gene Ontology annotation, molecular function: protein binding. Gene Ontology annotation, biological process: regulation of actin filament polymerization. The transcript is spliced from 4 exons. NCBI's taxonomy places the organism in Eukaryota, Fungi, Ascomycota, Eurotiomycetes, Chaetothyriales, Herpotrichiellaceae. The record is from RefSeq and is a predicted model, not a curated record. The coding region runs from base 1 to 2175 and encodes 724 amino acids.